Hemibagrus wyckioides is the source of this 7145-nucleotide messenger RNA. RefSeq names its product kinase insert domain receptor like (gene kdrl). Gene Ontology annotation, molecular function: ATP binding; transmembrane receptor protein tyrosine kinase activity. NCBI's taxonomy places the organism in Eukaryota, Metazoa, Chordata, Actinopteri, Siluriformes, Bagridae. The transcript has 38 exons. Gene Ontology annotation, biological process: multicellular organism development; cell surface receptor protein tyrosine kinase signaling pathway; protein phosphorylation. Gene Ontology annotation, cellular component: signaling receptor complex. Bases 473 to 5500 code for a protein of 1675 amino acids. The record is from RefSeq and is a predicted model, not a curated record.
UUCAGGCGCGCGAGCCAAAGCAGCUGAGAGAGCGCUGCCUCACUGAUGAGCUGGGGUAACGCUUCAAAGACGUCAUUUCAUUUACUCUGGAAUAAUUUACCCUGAUAUUUAUCUUUAGUCCUGGGAAAUACCUGGCUAUUCUACUGGAAAUUUAACUAUAUUGUUUCACAAACGAUUGUAAGGGGGAAAAAAAAACACUCGCACCUGCGCGCGAGGCUCCUCUCCAGUGAGCUCGGGACGCUUGUCUGCGUUAUGGGAUACAAUUGCGUUACAAUAGGCUGUACCUCGUCGGAUCUGAUACUCUGAAGUUGAUGCAGAAGUGUCUUUACCACAGGGAUCGCUACUGAACAGUUACAUUACAUGACUUUUUCCUUCAUGUAAUGAGGCGCGUACACGGAGUUUGAGCUGCUUUACGAGUAACUUCACUGCAGUUGCACUGCAGAGUACCGACACCUUCUCUAACAAAACCUGAAUGAAAAUGACUCCUAAAGAAAACGCGGCUUUCAUAUUCGUGCUUUUUUACUGCCUGAUACCAGUAAAUGGGAAGGUUUUAGACCCACAGCUGCAUCCUUCCAAAGACACACACCUGCAGCAUGCUGGAGACUCCCUCACACUCAUCUGCAGAGGGUCAACCCAGCUUCAGUGGAAGCUUCCCAGUAGGAGUCUAAGCUCUGAAGGUGUCCAAGUUGAACCAUGUGAGCAAACUGCAUACUGUAGCAAGCUGGUGAUACACAACCUGAAGUUCACAGACACAGGAUACUACACUUGCAGUCACAACAAUUCCAGAAAACAUGAGAGUUCCACAUAUGUCUUUGUCAAAGAUCAUGAUCACCCAUUCCUACAGACCUCUGAUGAAAAAAUCCUUUUUCUACAUACGCAUAAAAAAAUUCUGGAUAUUCCUUGCAGGACAACAUCUCCCAGUCAACAUGUUACUUUGGAAACAGUUCCCCACAUGAAGGACUCUGUCAAAGCACAUGUGUCAUGGGAUCCAAAAGUGGGCUUUAGGGCUCCACUGGGUCAAUUUAAGAGCUACAGCUUAGUCAGAUGUGUCACCAAUGUGAAUGACAAACAAGUCACAGCAAAUUUCAUCUUAAUCGCUCUUAGCAAUGUUCUGAACAAUCUACAUAUUGCUCCUGAGCAUCCAGAAGUCCUGGUUGGAGACACCCUGGUUCUCACCUGUUCAGGAAACACCACAUACAAUGGCAGGAUUGAAUUUGAUUGGCAAUUCCAAAACAGAUCUAUCAGUAGGAAUCAUAAAAUUUAUUUGGGAAGGAGUGACCCUAACAAGAUCAUUGUAAUGAGCAGCAAACUUAUUAUACCCAGUGUGACUGCGGAGGACAGUGGCAUUUACACUUGCACAGCAACACUAAAUGACAUUAAGGAGCAUGCGUCGGUCACAGUCAUUGUACAUGAGUUUCCUUUCCUCAGUGUAACCCUUGGUACACAUACACCUGUCCCUGCUGAAGAAGGUAAAAGGUCGGACUUUAAACCGCAGGUAGAUGCUACGCGUGCAACAGACAAAGAGUUGUGGUACAAGGAUGCCUCCUCAUGCUAUGAGGUAAUGGGUUAUGACUCUAUCAAGGAGGUGAAAGAAAAGGAUGCAGGGGUCUUUACCUUUGCUUUAUCCCACCAGAAGAAUAGGCUUUACAGGAACAUAAGCUGCCCACUUUUUGUCAAAGGGACGGUGCUAGCCCCACAGCUGCAUCCUCCCAAAGACACGCACCUGCAGCAUGCUGGAGGCUUCCUUAUACUCAUCUGCAGGGGGUCUAGCCAAGUACAGUGGAAGCUUCCCAGUAGGAGUCUAAGCUCUGAAGGUGUCCAAGUUGAACCGUGUGAGCAAACUGCACACUGCAGCAAACUGGUGAUACACAAUCUUCAGUUCACAGACACAGGAUACUACACCUGCAGUCACAACAAUUCCAGAGAAAAUGAGAUUUCCACAUAUGUCUUUGUCGAAGAUCAUCAUCAUCCAUUUGUGGAUAGCAGCAGUGACCAGAUCCUGUUUGCAUACAGGAAUGACAAAUUUCUGGAGAUCCCUUGCAGGACAACAUCUCCUGGUCAAAAUGUUACUCUGGAAAUAGAUCCUCCCCUGAAAAACUCUGCCAGAGCACAUAUAUCAUGGGACCCAAAAGUUGGUUUUAGGAUUCCACUAAAUCGUUUUCAGAGCUUCAAAACGAUCGAAUGUGUUACCAGUGUGAAUGGAGCAAAGGUCACAUCAAACUUCCUACUCCUACGUCGUACUGUGGUUCUAAGAAAUGUACGCAUUACUCCUAAGCCUGCUAGAGUCCUGGUUGGAAACACACUGAACCUCGUCUGCUCAGCAGACACCACAUACAAUGGCUGGAUUGAAUUUGAUUGGGAAUUCCAACACAACCCUAUCAAUCGGACUCACAAGAUUAAUGUGAAAAGGAGUGACCCUGACAACGUCAUUAAAAUGAACAGCGAACUAGUUAUACCGAAUGUGACUCUAAAAGACAUUGGCGUUUACAUAUGCACAGCAAAACAAGGUGGUUCUAAGAAGCAUGGUAAAGCCAAUGCCACUGUAUAUGAGCAUCCAUUCCUCACUGUGACCCAUGGAACACGUAAGGUUAUCACUGUUGAAGAAGGUAAAAGCUGGAACUUUAAACCACAGGUUGAUGCUCUGCCUGCACCAGACAAAAUAGUGUGGUACAAGGAUGGCUUCCCCAUCAAUACCUCCUUAUGCUAUGAGCUAACGGGCUAUAACCUCAACAUCAAGGAGGUGAAAGAAAAGGAUGCAGGAGUCUUUACCAUUGCUUUAUCCAACCUGAAGUAUGGGCUUUACAGGAACAUCAGUUAUACAUUUUUUGUGAAAAUAAAACCAAGAAUAUCUGAAGAAGAGGUGGCUCCUUUAGGCCUUCAGACUUACAGGGCAGGCCAGGAGCACCAGCUUACCUGUACUGUCUUUGGAUUCCCAAAGCCCAAUAUUACAUGGCUGUGGCAGCCUUGUGACCUGGAUCAAAAGCUCACACAGUGCAAAUUAUAUAGGAAUCCAAUAACUGUACAAGAAAGUGCCAAAAAUUCAUAUCCAGCAAACAUGAUUAAGGCUGUGUCCAAUGAGCUUAAGGAGAUAAAUGGCAGAAACAAGACAAUAAGCACCCUGGUUGUGAGGGCUAAUGUGUCAGGAGUGUACACAUGCAAAGCCAGCAAUAGCCUUGGAGAGAGGAGAGUGAUGACUCAUUUCUAUGUGAAUGAAAAUUCCAAGUCUUUUGAGGUCAAUCCCUUGAAAGCCACUGAGGGAGAUGAUGUCACUCUGACUUGCCAGGGCACACGGUUCCUCUAUGACAGGCUGAGCUGGUAUGAUUCAGAGGGUCGCCCAGUUCAGAGUAACAGCUCCAUCCAGAUCAGUAAUUGUUCUGUCUCCCUAUCACUCCGACUGAAGAAUGUUUCUAGACAACACACAAAUGGCUUUGAGUGCAGAGCAAUCAACCUCAUCACUAAAUCUGUGGUCAAUUCAUCUUCUAACUUAAUCAUUGAUGAGAGGAGAGUUCCCUUGUUGACACAGAACUUGACCAGUCAGGAUGUGAACAGCAGCAGUACACUGACACUAACAUGUCUGGCUUAUGGUGUGCCACCUCCACUUAUUACAUGGUACAAGGACAAGAUUCCCAUCACAGAAGGACAAGGGGUUACUCUGAAGGACAAUGGUGUCCUGAUAAUCCAGAGGGUAAAGAAAGAGGAUGAAGGCAUGUAUGAGUGUCAGGCCAGUAAUACUGAAGGUGCAGUAACCUCUAGUGCAGUCAUCACUGUCCUGGGCGAUGAAGGCAAGCCAAAUAUCGAGGUGAUCAUCCUUGUGUGCACAGGAGCUGCUGCCACAUUCCUUUGGAUCAUGCUCAUUCUCUUCAUCCGCAAGCUGAGAAAGCCAAGUUCUGCAGAUCUAAAGACAGGAUACCUGUCUAUCAUCAUGGAUCCUGACCAGAUACCUCUUAAUGAACAGUGGGAUCGUUUACCUUAUGACAGCAACAAAUGGGAGUUUCCCAGAGACCGCCUUCGACUGGGUAAAACUCUGGGCCAUGGUGCUUUCGGAAAAGUUGUAGAGGCUUCUGCAUUUGGCAUAGACAAGCUCUCAACAUGCAAAACAGUUGCUGUUAAAAUGCUGAAAGGAGGAGCUACAAACAGCGAAUGCAGAGCUCUUAUGUCUGAACUGAAGAUACUGAUUCAUAUUGGCCACCAUCUCAAUGUUGUCAAUCUACUGGGAGCCUGUACUAAGCAAGGAGGCCCACUGAUGAUCAUUGUGGAAUACUGCAAGUAUGGCAAUCUAUCUAAUUACUUAAGGGGAAAGAGAGGAGACUUUGUGGUUUAUAAAUCCCAGGAUGGCAAAGCGACGUUGCCGAGUUCAGGGUGCGAAUUAAGUGAGCUCCUCAAGCGUCGACUGGAGAGUGUGGCUAGCACGGGAAGUUCAGCCAGCUCAGGCUUUAUUGAAGAUAAGAGCUACUGUGACUCAGAGGAAGAAGAGGAAGAGUCUGAAGACUUGUAUAAGAGAGUGUUGACACUAGAGGACUUAAUUUGCUACAGCUUUCAAGUAGCCAAAGGCAUGGAGUUUUUGGCUUCGCGAAAAUGUAUUCACCGUGAUUUGGCAGCACGGAACAUCCUUUUGUCCGAGAACAAUGUUGUUAAGAUAUGCGAUUUUGGACUAGCCAGAGAUGUGUAUAAGGACCCAGACUAUGUGCGCAAAGGAGAUGCCAGACUUCCUCUUAAGUGGAUGGCGCCAGAGGCCAUAUUUGACAAGAUCUAUACUACACAGAGUGAUGUUUGGUCCUUUGGUGUGCUAAUGUGGGAGAUCUUCUCUCUGGGUGCCUCUCCUUAUCCUGGUGUACAAAUUGAUGAGGAAUUCUGCUGCCGCUUGAAAGAAGGCACCAGAAUGCGAGCACCUGAGUAUGCUUCCUCUGAAAUAUAUCAGACCAUGCUGGACUGCUGGCAUGGAGAACCACUGCAGAGGCCCACUUUUACAGAGCUAGUGGAGAGGCUAGGAGACCUGCUUCAGGCGAGUGUGCAGCAGGAGGGAAAACAUUACAUUCCUAUCAACACAGCACUACUGACUAAAGCAGAUCCGUCAAAUGCAGACUGUUCAGAGAAAACUUCUUUGAGACCUGUCUCUCUCAGAACCUCAGGAGGCUCGUGGAACAUCAAGGUUCGUCCAGACAGCAUCAAAACCUUUGAUGAAGUAACAAUGGAGAGUGGAACAAAUGAUAUGCAUGAGGGAGGGCAUUCGGACAGCGGCAUGGGUCUGUCCUCCGAUGAUCUGAAGACACUGAAGCAUUUGGAUGCCUUGGUUCAACCCUUAAGUAUCAUGGCCCUGGCGAUGAAGACUAAGAGUAAGGAGUCUGUUUUGUCAGAUGGAGAGAAGGAGAAAUAUCCUCCACCUGUGCCUUCACUAGACUUCACUAGUCUGGAAGAUUCCUCUCUGGAUCCAGAGCUGGAAUGUCAUAGCCCUCCACCAGACUACAAUUAUGUUGUCCGCUAUUCCACACCACCUGUCUGAGUUUCCAGCUGCUACCCAUGAACCUUCAGGGCCUCCUACUCAUGCUCAAGACUAUUACACUUACUACUUAAUCUUUUCUUAUUUUUAGGAAGCUUUUGUUUUUCUAAAGACUUUGUUAAUUAAUUCUGUUACCAUUUUGACAUGUAUUUUGGUCAGUAUAGUUCCAGCACUGCUAUAUCUGUAUGAUCUCCUCAUCAUUGUACAGCGGUGCUGCUGUAUUGUGUGCGUUGACUCAUAUAAACACAUAGACCACCUCAGGUAUUUCUGUUAUUUACUGUGAACACAAGAAGAACAACAUAUUACAACUUGUAUCAUCGCUUUCUUUCAUCAAAUCACAGAUCCCCUAAAAUCAAAAUCAAAACAGCUUCUUUAUUACUUUACUACUUUGAAAGGUUUUAUGAAAAGAAACUGGAAAGUAUUUUAUUUUACUUUUUUACACAGAUAUUUGGUCUAAGUAAUAUGAUAUACUUUCCUUGAGAAAAAAUAUUUUUAUCCAUGGAUACAAACAGGAGUGUUUGAUUUUCUCAUUUAAAUUUUAGAGACUAAUUUGUUGUAGCUGAUUUUCCUUCAUAAUGUCUGCCAUUCUUUAUACAUCCUAACUACAUGUAAACUUGUUCAGAUGUAAGAGUUUGUAUGCACAUUAUUUUUCAUUACCUGAAUCCACAUAGUGCUCUCAAUGUUAUACUCUAUUUAUGCUGUUGCACUACAUUUUUUUUAGAAAUAAAUUAUGAUUAGAUUAACCCUAAUAAGACCUAGUGUUCAUAUUUUCCAUUUCAUUGAUUUCUUCAGACAUUUGAUCUCUGUAAUACAGUGUUUACUGCAUACUGUUUAUUUUAUUGACCUCAAUAUUAAUGGUGAACUAGUUCAAUUAUGAACUAGUUAUACUCCCCAUAUGCUACAAUCACAAUAAAAGUCUUAAUAAAUAACUGAUUUUGAAGAUUGACCACUUUAAUAAGAUUAAAAAAAAUAGAAAUAGUCCCAUCACAUAAUAAUCCCAUCACAUUUAAAUGAACACUCCUUUUAUUUUUUUAGUUAUUAAAGACUAAUCUAGCAUGCAUACUGGCUUCUUCUGCCCUGCAUUUCUCUGAUACUUGGUCACAAUAUCUAAUAACGUUUUUGUUGUUUACACUGUAUGCGUGAUAGUUAUAAGAAGUAUUCCAUUUUACAUACUUCCGGUUAUUAACCUUUUUUAUUUUAAUAGGAAUACUAUGGGUCCUGUGUUCUGCUAUAAUCUGACUAAAGCUUGCAGGGCAGGCUAAAAGAUUACUAAGUAAUAUAAUUUUUAACAGGCUGGUCUCUACAUAUAUAUAUAUAUAUAUAUAUAGUCAUCACAAAUUAUAGCAGAAGCAUAUGUACACCUACAGGUAAUAUCAUUAACUAUUCUGUAACAAGGGACAAUGAGAAAUGUGUGGCCUCGUACCCAAGAUUGUUGUCAGGCAGGAGAGAACUAUUACUACUCCUAUUUUUUACUUGCUAAACAUUUUUCACAGUUACCAGUCUACGAUCAGACAAUAUUUGUAUUAUUUUCGACUGAUUUGUGUCCAUUGACAACGUAUAUUGUAUGCACUGAGAUAUUGUUUUUUUAUUCAUUACACUUGUAUUUUAACCAGGCAUCAAUAAAGAUCUAUAUAUUUAUACAUAACAA